AACCGGAAAUACGCAGUCAGUUGUAUCCGCACACAUCCGCAGCACACUUGUGUAUGUAUUAAUGGAUGUUUAAGCGGUUUCUGCACACAUUUCAAGACGGCCUGGCUCGCAGGUCCAGUGCCUGUCCGCAAGCCGCAGGAGGGUGAGUGUGGGUGAGCCUCAAAACGGAGCCGCCAGCAACAUUCGCGCAACAAUGAGCUCGGGACAGCCGAGCGAUAGCAAGGAGCCGCGCGCAAGUCCGCUGCGCGAGGAGGAGGACGAGGAGGAGAGCGAUGAAGACAGGUGCUCCAGCAGACCAUCCUCUCCGCAGGCGGGCCGCGGGGGCGCCGGGACGCAGGGCAGCUCGAGGCUCGAGGCGGACGGCAGGACAGGCUCGGGGGGCAGGGGCUCGAGCGCCUGCGACUCUCUGUUCUCGUGGAUUUGCAGGAGGACAGUCCGCAGGGGGCCGUUUGUAGACCCCGCGCGGGAUCAUUUCCGUACCAUGACACGGCUUUAUUCGUCCAUGAGCCCGGCCACGGAUUCGGUGAACCUCAGUACACAAACCCACGGAGCUGUCUUCAACCUGGAGUACUCGCCAGACGGGUCAGUUUUGACAGUUGCUUGUGAGCAGACAGAAGUGCUUUUGUUUGACCCCGUUUCUUCCAGACAUAUCAAAACACUGGUGGAUGCUCAUGAGGACUGUGUAAACAACAUAAGGUUUCUUGACAACCGGCUGUUUGCCACCUGCUCUGAUGACACCACCAUCGCAUUGUGGGAUUUGCGUAACCUCAACUCGAAGGUGUGCACAUUGCAUGGCCACGCCAGCUGGGUCAAGAACAUAGAGUAUGAUACACACACUCGCCUGCUGGUGACGUCAGGAUUUGACGGAAAUGUCAUCACAUGGGAUACCAACAGGUUCACAGAGGAUGGCUGUCCACACAAGAAGUUUUUCCACACACGUUAUCUUAUGCGGAUGCGUCUGACUCCAGACUGCAGUAAAAUGUUAAUCUCCACCUCCUCUGGUUACCUGCUCAUCUUACAUGACCUUGAUCUCACCCAGAGCCUUGAGGUCGGCAGCUACCGCAUCCUACGGGCCCGCAGAGCUCCACUCAGCACAGAAUGUUCAGCAGCAGGUUCAUCAGCAGGUUCUAGGUCAGGAGGUUCCCGUCACACCAAUGACAGCAAAACCCAUCCACACAGAGAGGGUCUGUCACCCAGAAACAGUCUUGAGGUUUUAACCCCGGAGAUCCCAGGCGAGAGGGACCGCGGGAACUGCAUCACCUCCUUGCAACUUCACCCUAAAGGCUGGGCCACGUUGUUACGCUGCUCCAGCAACAUGGACGACCAGGAGUGGACGUGUGUGUACGAGUUUCAAGAGGGAGCUCCGCCUCGACCUCCGGUGUCUCCUCGCUGCUCUCUGCGUCUCACGCACUACAUCGAGGAGGCUAACGUCGGACGAGGCUACAUUAAGGAGCUGUGCUUCAGUCCCGACGGCCGGCUCAUCUGCUCGCCUUACGGUUACGGCGUGCGCUUGCUGGCGUUCGAUGAGCACUGUGCCGAGCUGACGGACUGCAUGCCUGUGCGGACGGCUCUGCUGCGGGAGAUUCGCUCCAUCUACUCUCACAGCGACGUGGUGCUCACCUCCAAGUUCUCACCCACUCACUGUCAGUUCGCAUCGGGCUGCCUUAGCGGACGCGUAGCUCUGUAUCAACCACACUUUUAACACAUACAAAUGCAUUAGAAUUUACACUGAUCGCUGGACUAUUCGGAAGAAGCUUCUGAUUGGUCAGGCGGAUAAUGGGAGAACGAAACUACCUUAAACAGAGUGUGUGGUAUUUUAAUUUUUUUGGUGUGUGUGAGGUCACACUGCAUGUGAAUGACCUUCUACAUGUUUGUCAUUUUUUAGAUGUAAUUGUUCUUUACGCUGUGUAAACUAAAGCAAGAAUGAAAGCAAACAGCAUUAGUUUUUCUCCACAAUAGAGAUUGAAUGAGUCACGCGAGCAUUGGAGAAUUAUCUUUUGGUUGCUCAUCCAUGCAGCACUGCAGUAACCGCUCAAGCCAAUCAUUUUCAUGCAACUGUAAGCAGUUCAGCAGUUCCAAUGGCAAUUUUUGCAUUUGGCCAAACAUUUUAGACUUUGCAAUGCCAUAUUCGUUUUCAGAAACAUUUUUUCUGGAAGUACUUCACUUUUACUAAUCGUUAGUUUUAUUUUUGGACUGCUUGUCUGUAACAACACUAACUGAAGUCUGAUUCAGAGAUUGUCAGUGCAGUAUGUACCAUGUACGUGUGAGUAUUGGGAUGAAUACGACUUCUGCUGAUGGUUGACUGAAUGGAUUGGGAAUUUUGUAAUGUUCUGUUUUUCAUAUGCUUCUGGCCUCUACAUGGACAAUCAGCAGUUAUGAAAUGUUUAGAUGCUCACGUCAGUGGGAGCUUUGAACUCUAGACGUGAGGACAAUGGGAGAAGGCCGGUUUAACUGUUGGAUGAGUGUUUUAUACAGAUAAGUUUAGCUUUCUUAAAAUGAAAAAAAGAGGACAAAAUCUGAAUGUUCAGCUUUUCUGGGACUGGUAUCAGUUAGUCAUCCUUCUCAGUUAUUAAAACAAUGACCGCUCUUGAACAUGGAAAUUUAAAAGCAGAGUAACAGUGAGAGUUACCUUUAUUCAUCCACGAUUCUUAUUUGAUUCACUUUAUUCAUGUUCACAAAACUAAGGAUGCAGUGGUACAGAUGUAUUAAAUAAAGAAACCUUUUCAUAUCUUUUGUUUGGCAUGAGAAAGAAAAAUGCUGUACAAAAAAAAAGGACCGUUGUUAAGAAAAAAUGAGACUUGUAUUAGCAUACAUUCUGACGGAUUGCACUGAAUAUGCGUUGGCAUCUGGAACCUUUGAACAGAUUAUUUAGGACCAGCAUGACGCUUCAGGUCAAGCUCUGGAUAGGGGAAAUGUCAUUUUUGUAAAACUCUGGUGUUCCAUCAUCCAUAUGCAAUAGAAAACAUGUAGAAUUUAAUAUUAUAAAACGGAUAGCUUCUGUCCUUGAUUCUGAUUGGUUGUAAAUUACUCUACAAACAUUUUCUCUGCUUCUGUGUGUUGCUCAGCAACCACUUUGUUGCAACCCCAUCCGUUUCUGAAGAACUACAUUGUUUGGCAGAAGAACAAUGUUUUUAUUAAUAUCAUUACAUUUUAUUUGCUUUGUUCAUUUUGUAAAACCUUGCUAUGUAUAUGGAAUAACCGUUUUAUAAAAGCAAUAAGCCCCAUGAAGCUGUGAUUUACAGUGAAUUUAUAACAGCUAAGGGGGUUUUAGGCACAUCAACACCCCUUACUGUAAUAAAUUCACUUUAAACCAUGGCUUUUGGAGGCUUAUUGCUUUCUUUUCAUAUAGCAGAGGGUUUUAGAUAAUAUAUACAAUACCACUCAUAGGUAUGAAAUCAUUAAGAUCUUUUCAAAUGUUUUUGAAAGAAAUCUCUUACGCUCACAAGGCUGCAAUUAUUUGAUCAGUAAUACAGUAAAACAGCAUUAUUGUGAAAUAUUACAAUUUAAAGUGACUUGAUGUUUGAUAAUUUGAUAUAUUUUAAAAUGUAAUUUAUUCAAUGUCAAAGCUUGUGAUGUUUCAGCAGUCACUACUCCAGUCUUCAGUGUCACAUGAUCCAUCAGAAACCGUUCUAAUAAUAUUUCUUCUUGUUAUCAAUGUUGAAAACAGUUGUGCUGCUGAAUUUUUUUUUUUUUUUUUUUUUGAGGAAACCAUGAUGAUUUUUUCAGGAUUCUUUGAUGAAUAGAAAGUUCAAUAGAACAGCAUUUAUUGGAAAUAGAAAUCUUUAUAACAUUAUAAAUGUCUUUACUGUCAUUUAUGAUCAGAUAAUUGCAUCCUUGCUUUAUGAAAGUAUUCAUUUCCUUCAAAGCAAAAAACUUACUCCAAACUUUUGAAAGGAAGUGUAUAUAAUAGUUUGAAAGCAGAGGUGUGGAAAAUGAACUGGGUUGCUCAGGAAGUGUGAAACCCACAGGAAAACCAAAAAAAAAAAAAACAUUUACCAAUUGUAGAUUGUUUCUUAAAGUGAUGUACAAACAUUUUGUACACGAGUAACAGAGUGAUAAUAUACAAUCUUUUAUCCCGAUGAAUGUCAGUAACCACAAUCCAAAUAAUGUAUAAUCAGACAUUUUGUGUAAAGGGGAUGUGAAUCAAUAUAUUCAAUUCAAUUCAAUUCAA
This is a messenger RNA of Cyprinus carpio (common carp), 4171 nucleotides long. RefSeq names its product DDB1- and CUL4-associated factor 10. Gene Ontology annotation, molecular function: protein binding. NCBI's taxonomy places the organism in Eukaryota, Metazoa, Chordata, Actinopteri, Cypriniformes, Cyprinidae. Gene Ontology annotation, cellular component: Cul4-RING E3 ubiquitin ligase complex. The record is from RefSeq and is a predicted model, not a curated record.